Molecule: messenger RNA, 699 nt
Organism: Rotaria sordida
Lineage: Eukaryota; Metazoa; Rotifera; Eurotatoria; Philodinida; Philodinidae
Source: the annotation of a GenBank genome assembly
AUGAAUUUUUUAAUUUUAUCAUCUUUCUGUCUAUUUGUCUUGAUUCCGAUCACACAUGAAAUAAAUUGUAUAUCUUGUACUGGUUGGAGUAAUUCAGGAUGCAAUGAUCCGUAUAAUGAAGCUACAUCAGGCGAUCUUCCAGUUCCAGGCAAUACCUAUUGUUUAAAAGUGGUCUAUCCAACUUAUGUAGAGCGUAUGGCUGGUGGUCGAGCAUGUACAUCUGGAAGUGGUGUUGGUAGUAGUGUUCGUUAUUGUUGUUCCGAUAAAGAUUAUUGUAAUCGAGCACUAAGUCGCACUGCUUCCAUGAUCAGUAUUAUUUUACUUAUAAUGGCAUGUUUAGCAGUAUUGAUGAGUUAUCAUGCUUUAACUGAUGAAUUACAAUUCGUUAAAAAUAUUGCUCAAUUUUAUAUUCAAGCUAGUAGCAAAGAAUAUGUACUUUCUGAUGUUAGCAGUUUUCAUGUAUUAAUAGCAACAGCCAUUCGACGGAGUAUCGCACCACUUCCAUAUGCUGACGUAGGUCCAAAUGUUAUACGUGCAAUUGCAAGUUAUUCUGAUAAACAAAUGUCUUUAGUUCGUAAUGAUCAGUUCAUUUUUGACUAUGGUUUAACAAAAACUAAACAUUCUACUUCAAUAAGUUCAUCCGGUUAUUUAUCGUUGAAUAAUCGCCGUUUUUCAUUAGUAGACGUAUCUGAGCAUUAA